UGCGCAUUAUUGGAGCUGUCUUUCAAAACCACUUUUAUCUAUUACGGGGAAGGAAGACAUGUCCUCUACCUGAAUUCGUACCAGAUUGAACAAGCCUACAAGUACUCCCAAUUGGUCCUGUAUCCGUUCAUUUUCAGCACGGCAAUCACGAAGAUAUCCGUCGGAUUCAUGGUCCUACGCUUUUCUCAAACCAGAGCCAUGCGAUACUCCAUGUACGCGCUUAUGGCAUCCCUUAUUGUGGUCAAUGGCGCAUGCAUUGUUGUUCUCUUGUCGUUCUGUCGACCCAUAUACGCCACUUGGGAUAUACGAGUGAAGCAUGCUGUUUGUCUAAGCUCGAAAAUCCUGUCGCUCGCCUCAGGCAUACAAGGCUUAUGGUCCGUUGUUACCGAUCUGAUAUGCACUUCAUUGCCCCUGGUCAUAGUAUGGAAGCUCCAUAUGGGUCGUGAACAGAAGAUUGCCGUUACUGUACUCGUAAGCUUUGGGCUGGUAACGACAGGCUGUUCGAUUGGUCGAUGCAUAUACUAUGCGACGACAAAAUUUCCCCCCGAUCAAACUUGGAGCGGAAUAGAUCUCGCUGUUUGGACGUCUCUCGAAAGCAAUAUUGGCAUAUUUGCAGCGAACCUGCCGGCGCUCGGUGCCAUGCUGAAUUUGAAAAGCAUAAUCGUGAGAUGCAAAUGGUUAUCUGGUCCAGAAAAAUACCCAGAUUUCCCGGCAUGUGAUCAUAUAGGCACUUCGUUGGAUUCGCAAACGGCCUCAGCAAAAAGGACAGUCCAGGUAAACUGA
Messenger RNA from Paraphaeosphaeria sporulosa, 783 nucleotides. RefSeq lists its product as uncharacterized. NCBI's taxonomy places the organism in Eukaryota, Fungi, Ascomycota, Dothideomycetes, Pleosporales, Didymosphaeriaceae. The record is from RefSeq and is a predicted model, not a curated record. The transcript is spliced from 3 exons. The annotation marks the transcript as partial.